GGAGAAACUUCCGGCAGAGGUGGCCUCGUGGAGGAGAAGGCAGCAUGGGGCAGUCGGGGCGGUCCCGGCACCAGAAGCGCGCGCGCGCCCAAGCGCGGCUCCGCAACCUCGAGGCCUACGCCGCGCAGCCGCACUCGUUCGUGUUCACGCGGGGCCGCGCGGGUCGCAGCGUUGGGCAGCUCAGCUUGGACGUCCGUCGGGUCAUGGAGCCGCUCACCGCCAGCCGCCUGCAGGUUCGAAAGAAGAAUUCGUUGAAGGAUUGUGUGGCAGUGGCUGGGCCCCUUGGGGUCACACACUUCCUGAUCUUAAGCAAAACAGACACCAAUGUCUACUUUAAGCUGAUGCGUCUCCCAGGAGGCCCCACUUUGACCUUCCAGAUCAAGAAGUACACGCUGGUGCGUGAUGUGGUUUCCUCGCUGCGCCGGCACCGCAUGCACGAACAGCAGUUUGCCCACCCGCCCCUCCUGGUGCUCAACAGCUUCGGCCACCAUGGCAUGCAUGUCAAGCUCAUGGCCACCAUGUUCCAGAACCUGUUUCCCUCCAUCAACGUGCACAAGGUAAAUCUGAACACCAUCAAGCGCUGCCUUCUCAUCAACUACAACCCUGACUCUCAGGAGCUGGAUUUCCGCCACUAUAGCAUCAAAGUCGUUCCUGUGGGUGCCAGUCGUGGGAUGAAGAAGCUUCUUCAGGAGAAGUUCCCCAACAUGAGCCGCCUGCAGGACAUCAGUGAGCUGCUGGCCACGGGCGCAGGGCUGUCAGAGAGCGAGGCUGAGCCUGACGGCGAGCACAACAUCACGGAGCUGCCCCAGGCCAUUGCGGGGCGCGGCAACAUGCGGGCCCAGCAGAGUGCAGUCCGCCUCACCGAGAUUGGUCCUCGGAUGACACUGCAGCUCAUCAAGAUCCAGGAGGGUGUCGGGGAGGGCAAUGUGCUGUUCCACAGCUUCGUGCACAAGACAGAGGAGGAGCUCCAGGCCAUCCUGGCAGCCAAGGAGGAGAAGCUGCAGCUCAAGGCCCAGAGGCAGGACCAGCAGGCCCAGAAUAUCCAGCGCAAGCGGGAGCAGCGGGAGGCCCACAAGAAGAAGAGCCUGGCAGGCAUGAAGAGGGCACGGGCUGACGGGGACAGUGACGCUGAGGACCCCGGGCCCCCCCCAGAGGCAGAAGGAGCUGGCUGGCAGGAGGAGGAGGAUGAGGCCGAGUAUUUCCGCCAGGCAGUGGGCGCGGAGCCUGAUGAGGACAUGUUCCCCAGGACAGCCAAGCGGACACGGCUUACCGGGCGUCCAGGCAAGAAGCAGCAGGUAAAGGAUUGGAAGCCAACGGAACAGAGGCCAGACCACAGCAGAGGUCGAGGGGGUGACUGGAAGCCUCCAAAGUCCAAGGGCAGGCCCUGGGGAAACCAGGCCAAGCCAGGGCUCAGAGGGGCUGCCCGGGACCACAGGCGAGGCCGGCCACAGCAACCGAAGAGAGUGGCUUGAGCCCAGGCCUGAGCCGUGGAUGAAAUGCCCCAGAUUGGGGCCCGAGAGAUGCUGUCCUGGGCUCUCACCUGGGACUCCAGGUGUGCCCUCGGUUUCCUUUCAUAAAGGAGCGGAUGUUCUCAGUCCCCCCACUCCAAUAAAUGCCUGAACUUCUCUUGA
Galeopterus variegatus (Sunda flying lemur) is the source of this 1631-nucleotide messenger RNA. RefSeq names its product suppressor of SWI4 1 homolog. The transcript has 12 exons. Gene Ontology annotation, cellular component: preribosome, large subunit precursor. Bases 45 to 1472 code for a protein of 475 amino acids. Gene Ontology annotation, molecular function: rRNA binding. The record is from RefSeq and is a predicted model, not a curated record. Lineage: Eukaryota; Metazoa; Chordata; Mammalia; Dermoptera; Cynocephalidae. Gene Ontology annotation, biological process: ribosomal large subunit assembly; rRNA processing.